This is a messenger RNA of Saccharomyces kudriavzevii IFO 1802, 1860 nucleotides long. It is a transcript of the gene SLX5, whose product is annotated as SUMO-targeted ubiquitin ligase complex subunit SLX5. The coding region runs from base 1 to 1860 and encodes 619 amino acids. The record is from RefSeq and is a predicted model, not a curated record. The transcript has a single exon. NCBI's taxonomy places the organism in Eukaryota, Fungi, Ascomycota, Saccharomycetes, Saccharomycetales, Saccharomycetaceae. Gene Ontology annotation, molecular function: ubiquitin-protein transferase activity. Gene Ontology annotation, cellular component: SUMO-targeted ubiquitin ligase complex.
AUGCAUGGUGGUGAUGGUCGAACAAAGAGUGAUCACACUCCUUCGGUGAAUCAUCCAGAUGAUUCGGUGAUUUUAAUAGAGAGUGAUAAGGAGGAGGACGCUUCUAUUCGCGAGGCAAAUCUGCCUGUGAGGUUAUAUCCAGACAGAAGAGUAGGGAGACGACGUGAUGCUUUAAAUAGGUUUGUCAGAUCAGACUCAGUGGGCAUAAAUCCUCAAAGAAUCCAUACAACAGCAAGGCCUAACCGCUCUGAUCCUCAGAAUGAUAAUGAUGAUGUAACUAUAGUACGAGAAGUUGGAAGGUUUUUUGGAGAUGAUGGGCCUAUCGAUCCUUCAGCGCACUUCGUGGAUCUUGAUCAUGAGCCGGAUUCUGAAACAUUAGAAACUCCAACGACGCUACAAGUAGAUAACAUAAAUGGAUACCUGAAUGAUAAUUUCAAUGAUAAUGAUAAUAACGAUGAUGGGUUGACAAUAGUUGAAGAAAGAACAACACGACCUAGAGUGACCCUGAACCUACCAGGCGGGGAAAGGCUUGAAGUAAAUGCAACGACAACGGACAUGCCAAUACGAAGAUCAUUUGAGUUUCAAGAUGAUUUGGCCGUAUCACGCAGGCAGUUAUUAAGAAGAAGUGCCGCAAGGGCUCGUACUUUGUUUGUGGACCGAUCUGACGAAAACGAUGAAGAGUGGACGGAAGAUACUGACAACGUACCUGAAGCUAUUCAAAGAGCUCGUAGAGAGAGCCAUAUGCGAAUGAGCCGAAGAAUUGCGGAAAGGCAGCUUAGAGCACAACAGCAUAGGAUGGCAAGUAACGAAAACAUGAAUACAUCUAUUAGGUUUCAAUCAAUUAGGGAACGUAUUCAAGCAUAUGCUCCAGAUAUUCGCAGUGCUUUCUAUCAUGCAGAGUCAUUACAUGAAUUUAGGUCCAUUUUACAAAACGUUGCUCCCGUUACUUUGCAAGAAUGUGAGGGAGAACUAAUGGCGCUAUUUACUGAGUUCAGAAACCAGCUGCUGCAGGAUUGGGCAAUUGAUAGGGUUAGAAACACUCAGGAAGAGGCCUUAAGACUUCAUCGAGAAGCUUUGGAAAGACAAGAGAGAGCAACUGGAAGAGUUUUUCAUCGCGGACCAUUCCGUGAAUCAAUUACAAACUAUCUCAACUUCAGUGGAGAGAAUGGCUUCUUGACCCGUUUGUGGGGUAGUCCUGUAUUAAAUGAUGCCGAUGAGGAGCGCCACACUCAAAAUAUCAUCGAUAUGAUUCAAGAAAGAGAGGAACGAGAAAGGGAUGUGGUAAUGAAAAAUUUAAUGAGUAAGACCAAGGCUCAACAAGAGGAGUUCGAAGAUAGAGCAGCCAGGUUGCCUGAAGGUUACAGCGCGUCCUUUGAUACUACACCAAAAAUGAAAUUAGACAUCAUGAAAAAUGAUAAGGAAGAGACUAUCACUGUAACAGACGAUGAUUUAGCCAGAACGCUUGAGGUUAUUCCUGUCUGUUGUUUAUGUGGUGUAGAAUUGGGUGUGGGAAUACCGGAUGAUUUCAUUGGGAUGAAUCAAAAAGACCGCGGCAUUUCUUUCGAAGGGCUAGUAUCGAAAUACAAAUUUCACUGCCCAUACCAAACCUUAGCGAGACCUUCAAUGCUGGAUAGAGAUUUGUCGAGGCGAACGUUUAUUGCUGCGUGUGGCCAUGCAUAUUGCGGCAGGUGUUUCGCCAGGAUUGACAAUGCAAAGAAAAAAUCCAAAACGCCUAAAAAAAAACUGGCUAGUCUAAGAGGUUCGGCUCAUCCUGAUAACUAUGGCCCUAAAUUCUGUCCCGCAGAAUCCUGUAAGAAGCCGAUUCGCUCGAGAGGGAGAUUAAAGGAGGUUUACUUUUAG